This is a messenger RNA of Pelagomonas calceolata, 1430 nucleotides long. The record is from the annotation of a GenBank genome assembly. Lineage: Eukaryota; Pelagophyceae; Pelagomonadales; Pelagomonadaceae.
UCUCGACCAUCGGCUUUGCGAGGGCUAACGAGGACACCUGUCGCGUGCUGGCGCUCUCUGAGCAGCCAUUCGAGCAGCGACAGCGCGCUCGGCGAGCUGUCUCGCCCGCCGCGCCUCAGCCGAGGCGCGUGCACCUAGAGAGUCAAAUCGAGUCAUUUGCCCUGCGCGCGGUCUCGCUGCGCAAGCGACGCCUCCGCAGCACCGGCUGACGGCAGGCCAACGCUGCGCUGCGCGAAACUAGCGCAUGUCCUUCCUCCUCGACGCCGCGGCGCUCGACGGCGCGAUCGGCCUCUGCGCGACGGCCGAGGGCCGCUGCGCGACGGCCGUCUUGGUCGUGUUAUUGACCUGGGCCGUCCUCGCUGGAAGAGUGUAUGUCCUCGCGCCGCCGCGGUCCGUUAUUAAUAGAGAACCCGCGAGCCCGACGCACGACGACGACGACUGGGUCGCCCCGAAGACCAUGUCUCGAAGGCGGACGGCGUCCGUGCCGUCGGUCGAGGAGACGGGCAUUGCGGAUGAACACGAUGAAGGGUGGAAGCCGGCGCAACUCCCGUCAUUAGCGGGCAAAGCGGUGCGGUGCCCCCGCACCAAAAGACUACUAUUGAGGGACGGCGCGUACUGGUGCGGGUCGCCGGAGGCGUCGGCGUUUGUGGUUCGCGGUCCAAAUUAUUUAGUUGAUAGAGUCAAAAUAAAGUGCGGCGAGCCCCUCUUCCACUUGCUAGAUUGUGAUCUAUUCGAUGUGGACCAGCCGGAAAACCACAUGGGCCGCCACUUAGGCGCCAGGAUGGAGCAGUUGUGGCGGGAGAGCGGUCUACUCGAGCCGGACAAGAAGCCCUUCACGUGGUUGAUUCAACUGCAAGUCCCGGGCCCGCCCUACAAGUCGUUCUGCAUGUACUUUGGAUGUGCCGACCGAUCGAAGCUGUUCGACGAAGAUACUCCUAUUGCGAGGUUAUCGAAACGCUUCUUCCAGCGCGUGACCUCUCCAUCAAAUGCUGGCGUGAAUACGGGCAAAGGCACCUUUUCCUCGAACGACCAACUCCACGAGUGGCGCAACAACACCUUUAAACUCAUUCCGCGGUGCGUCAACGCGCCGUUCGUCGUCAAGAAGGCGGUGGGCGAGGUGCCUACAUUGCUCGGGAACAAGAUCGAGCUCCUGUACUACGGUCCUGAAGGUGGAGACUACUUCGAGACGGACUGCAACAUUGCCUCGUCGAAGAUCGCCCAAUAUACCAUAGGGUUGGCUAUUGGGCGCGCGUCGGUCGUCGUGGCAGACAUGGCCUUCCUGCUCCAGGGCGCGGCGCCGGCCGAGCUGCCCGAGGAGCUGUUCGGGUGCGUGCGCAUCGAGCACAUCGUCAUGAAGGACGCGCACAAGCUGGACCUGUCCGGUGCGUCGACGCCGCCCUAGAAGGGGGUACUUAUACUAUGCUGUGAUU